This is a messenger RNA of Cucurbita pepo subsp. pepo (vegetable marrow), 1509 nucleotides long. NCBI's taxonomy places the organism in Eukaryota, Viridiplantae, Streptophyta, Magnoliopsida, Cucurbitales, Cucurbitaceae. The record is from RefSeq and is a predicted model, not a curated record.
UUUAGGUUACCAAAACUCUCCUCAAAAUGUCCCUCACUGUUCAAUCCAAUCCAACUCCAUCGCCAUUUUCUUACUGCAUUUCUUCACUCCUCUCCUUCUCUUGAAUCGCAAUCGGAAAUCGGAAAUCUCUCCGCCGUCUGCUGCGAUGAGUAUCUCUCCCUCUGCUUCUUCUUGCUCUUCGUCUUCCUCUUCUUGCGUCGGUUCAGAUUCCGCCAUUAAUAUUAAGAAGAAGAAGAAUAAUCUCUCCGCUCCUCUCCGGCCGCACUCGGAGAAGGCCAGAAUCAAGCGGCGACGGAGGAAUCAGGACGAAUCGAAACGCGAGAUUCAUAAUAACAACAGCAGUGGAAUCAACAACAACAACAACGCAUCUUCCGCUCGUCGGAGUUCCAUUUACAGAGGAGUCACGAGGCAUCGAUGGACCGGCCGGUUCGAAGCUCAUCUUUGGGACAAGAGUUCAUGGAAUAGCAUUCAGAACAAAAAAGGAAGGCAAGUUUAUUUGGGUAAUNAUGAUAACGAGGAAGCUGCAGCACGAACUUAUGACCUUGCUGCCCUCAAAUACUGGGGACCGGAAACCACUCUCAAUUUCCCGGCAGAGUCGUACACGAAUGAAAUGGAAGAAAUGCGGAAAGUAACGAAGGAAGAAUAUUUGGCGUCGUUGCGGCGGCGGAGCAGUGGCUUUUCUAGAGGCGUUUCUAAGUACCGCGGCGUGGCCCGACACCACUACAAUGGCCGGUGGGAGGCUCGGAUUGGCCGCGUUUUUGGAAGCAAGUAUCUUUACUUGGGAACUUACAACACACAAGAAGAAGCAGCUGCAGCAUAUGACAUGGCUGCAAUUGAAUACAGAGGACCCAAUGCAGUUACCAACUUUGACAUUAGCAAUUACAUUGGGAGGAGAUUAGAGACCAAAUCAUCAGUUUUUGAAGCAGCUGAGCUACCAAAAGAGGAGCCCAAUGAUUCCCCUGUUUCUUCUGAGGGAGAAGUUGUGUAUCAGCCCGAAGAACAGCAAACGACGUCGUGGCCGAGCCUUCAAUUCUCGACGAUGCUUCCGUCGAUCGAGAAUAGCCCGUCAAUGGGUGUCAUGGGAGACGAUCAGGAUCUCAAUUGGUCUUUCUUAGACACCGGAUUCGUCGAGGUGCCUGACCUCCCGCUUGAGAAAACGAGUGAGUUAGCUGAUCUCUACUUCGAUGAGAUCGGAUUUGAAGACGACAUUGGCUUGAUGUUCGAAACGAGCAUUGAGGAUGGUAAAGAAGAUCUUAAUGUUGGGAAGAUGGAGAUGAACAAUGCUCCUUCGCCAUCGUCUUCGUCGAUAAUAACCAACUCGGUUUCGUGCGAAAAAGAUGAGAUUGUUGGGUUUUGUUGAAGAGUAUCUUAUAAGUUUCUUCCUUUUUUUUUUCAGGUUUGAUUUAGAGAGGGAGGGACAAAAAAAAUGUUGGAGAUUUGCUUAGGUGUUUUUUUGUUUUAAAUUUGUUUACUUAAGUUUGCAGCUAGAAAGAGCUUUACUUUUCUCAA